ACACGCUUUCUGACGUUCCACUAGGGAGGGCUUGAGACCUGACUGGAGAAGCACGGUUGUCUGACAAGAGACGGUUUCUUGGUCUGCUGCUAGCCUUGCGGUUUGAGUUCCAGAGUUAGAGCAAACGUGUUUGAUAGCUUCAUUAAUCUAUUGUAAAACUAAAUAGCUUCGAACUGUUAAACCGUCUGUUAAUUUGCACAAACUGUGGUAGCUAGCCGAACCCCUCAGACCGUUAACACAUUCUUCUGACUGAAGAGGAGACACUGAGCUAGCUAUCUAUUUAAGACACGUAGAAAGCUAACCGGCUGGCUGGCUAGUAAAUUUACUAAUUCAAACUUUCUACCUCAUCGGGGAGAGACACAGAACCGUUAUCCAGCGAUCUCAACAACUACCUUAUUGAACAUCUACCGUUGCAUUGAGAUAACAAGUACAUCUGCAAUAUUUUCGAAUUUGGGCACCAUGUUUAAAAGGGAUGGCAAGAAGGACCCAGAACUAUUCCAAAAUGUCUCUGAAGGGCUGAAAAAACUGUACAGGACCAAACUCUUUCCAUUGGAAGACACCUACCGCUUCCACGAUUUCCAUUCACCCGCUUUGGAAGAUGCCGACUUUGACAACAAGCCUAUGGUGCUCUUGGUUGGCCAAUACUCUACAGGUAAAACCACCUUUAUCCGGCAUCUAAUGGAGCAAGAUUUCCCCGGCAUGCGGAUAGGGCCCGAACCGACCACCGACUCCUUCAUAGCGGUCAUGCAUGGAGAGCAGGAGGGGCUGAUCCCAGGCAACGCACUAGUAGUUGACCCCAAGAAACCCUUCAGAAAACUCAACGCUUUUGGCAAUGCUUUUCUUAACAGGUUUGUGUGUGCUCAGAUGCCCAACGCUGUAUUGGAGAGCAUCAGCAUCAUCGACACCCCAGGAAUCCUGUCUGGAGAGAAGCAGAGGCUCAGCAGAGGUUAUGACUUUGCUGCAGUGCUGGAGUGGUUUGCAGAACGCGUUGACCGCAUCAUCCUGCUCUUCGACGCCCACAAGCUGGACAUCUCAGAUGAAUUCUCUGAGGUGAUCCGCGCCCUGAAGAACCAUGAGGAUAAGAUGCGGGUGGUUCUGAACAAGGCUGACCAGAUUGGCACGCAGCAGCUGAUGAGGGUCUAUGGCGCCCUCAUGUGGUCUCUUGGUAAAAUUGUUGGCACUCCAGAGGUGAUCCGGGUGUAUAUCGGUUCUUUUUGGGCUCAGCCGCUCCUGGUCCCAGACAACCGGAAGCUUUUUGAGGCUGAGGAACAGGACCUUUUCAAGGAUAUUCAGGGGCUGCCUCGGAAUGCUGCUCUGAGGAAGCUCAAUGACCUCAUCAAGCGGGCUCGCCUCGCCAAGGUCCACGCUUACAUUAUCAGCUCUCUAAAGAAGGAGAUGCCCAAUAUGUUUGGGAAGGAUAAUAAGAAGAAGGAGCUGAUCGCCAACCUGGGGGAGAUCUACACGAGGAUUGAGAAAGAGCACCAGAUCUCACCUGGAGACUUCCCCAAACUAGCUAAGAUGCAGGAGAUCUUGGCAAACCAGGACUUCAGUAAGUUCCAGGUGGUGAAGCCCAAGCUGCUGGAGGCCGUUGAGGACAUGCUAGCCAAUGACAUCGCCAAACUCAUGACCCUCGUCCGCCAGGAGGAGGCAGCCAUGCCCAGCCAGUCAGUCCAAGGUGGUGCCUUCGAGGGCACCAUGAAUGGGCCCUUCGGCCAUGGCUACGGCGAGGGUGCAGGCGAGGGCAUUGAUGAGCUGGAGUGGGUAGUGGCACGAGACAAACCCACCUACGAUGAGAUCUUCUACACCCUGUCUCCUGUCAACGGCAAAGUGUCUGGUGCCAUGGCCAAGAAGGAAAUGGUGAAGUCCAAGCUGCCCAACACAGUGCUGGGGAAGAUCUGGAAGCUGGCCGAUGUAGACAAGGACGGUUUCCUGGACGACGAAGAGUUUUCCCUUGCCAAUCACUUGAUCAAGGUGAAGCUUGAGGGUCACGAGCUUCCCACUGACCUGCCAGAACACCUUAUCCCCCCCUCCAAAAGGGGACUGUAGAAUUGGAAAUCUGUCAUAUAUGGCAUUGGAAUAGGCCUGAACAAGUAGAAUGGUGCUUAGAGGUGUUUGGGAGAGCUGGGUGGGUGGAUGGGAUGAGCUAAAAGGUAAAGGGUUAGUAUUUUUGGCCAGGGUAAAUGUGACUGUUAAGUGGGUGUUCAAUAGCAAACCGCCUAGAUAAGGUGUUAUGGGGUAUGGGAAUGUGACAUAAAUUGUGGUGUUGGGGUUAAAGUAAUGUUAGCCUGUAUAUGACAAUUGGCAUAGUCCAUUCAAAAAUAGAAAAAGAUAAAUAAACAUGUUUAACUUAUUCAUCACCUGUGAAUCCCUGAUCUUUAUUAUUACUUAUAUUUCUCAUCAUUAUCAUAAGGCCUUUGAUGUCAUUUGUGCUCACAGUACAUGCUCACAGUACAAUCGCAUUUAAAUUUUCCUCAUUGGGCCAUGUCCAAAAGUUAAUUCAAUUUAUUCCUUUGAUUAAAAAAUGUCUCGUAUAAGAGGGUUUGUAUACUUAUACAGGUCACUCAACAAAUCAAACGAUUAAAGAAAUAAGGGACGCUCAUAACAAAUAUAUGCUGGGGGAAAUUAUAUUUAAUCCUUGUCUUCCAUUAAGUUCGAUAUGAUUUGUCUGAGUUUAGUCAAUUUAUUCUACUUACAAACAUUUAAUCAAAAUAUGAUAUAAUUUCUAAUCAAAACAAUGUGUAUGUUUAGCUUUUCUAAAGCCAUUAUAAAGCAAAGUGUUCUUUGAGUCUGAAAACAAGCGUUGCAGAAGUACAAAUAUAGGGCUACCUGUUAGCAGGGCAAAUAUUGGUCACCCCAUAAUGAAUGAUAACAAUAGACAAGGUAUUAGUGUUCUUCCCAGCAUGCCAAACACUUCUGCUUUGUUCUCUUGUGUAGACUCAACUGACAUGCAGAUGGUACAUCAACCUUACAUUAUCUGAACUUCUCAUUAUUGAAUAAUAAGUUCAGAUUGUUGUGCCUCAUAUUGUCACGGACUUGUAGAUGUAUUAGAUCACAGACAAACGUUUGUCUUGGACAACAUGGCCUAGCUCCUGGUGUCUUUAACAGCUGUCUCCUGUAAACCAUAUUUUGUCCAAUUAUGAAAUAUGUGACAUUUAAGCUACAUUUUGCCAUUUCAGUCAAUUUAUCAUAUGGAUUUUUUUUUCUGAUAUUGUACCGAUCUAGUUGGGCAUACAGUAUGCAUUAACAAAAUGUCUGAUCAAAUAUAUUUAUGGAAAACCAAUUAACUGAUUUUAGGGGACAGACUAGCUUCAAAAUCCCAGUUUGAUCCCUGGCAGUCACAUCUUUGGUUAGCCUUUAAUGACAGUCGCUGUAGACGUUUUUGUAGAAGUGCCUCAACUUUACAGCUCUUAAAUGUUCAUAUGUACAUUGUUUUUAGUCUAUUUUGAAAUAAAAUUGUAUUAUAAUACAUUAGUUUUUCAUAGACUUUGUCUGUUUUGAAAUGACUGGAUAAAACAUUGCUAAAAUUGUCCUUGUUCAUUCCAGUGCAGUAGUCCUUAUAAUUAACUAUUUGAAAAUGUACUAACUGUUCAAAUGCAUUAUUAAAAUACACUUUGUAUAAA
This is a messenger RNA of Oncorhynchus mykiss (rainbow trout), 3620 nucleotides long. RefSeq names its product EH domain-containing protein 1. Gene Ontology annotation, cellular component: plasma membrane; cytoplasm. The record is from RefSeq and is a predicted model, not a curated record. Gene Ontology annotation, biological process: endosomal transport; endocytosis. Gene Ontology annotation, molecular function: GTP binding; protein binding; calcium ion binding. Lineage: Eukaryota; Metazoa; Chordata; Actinopteri; Salmoniformes; Salmonidae.